AAAUAGAUUAGUCGUUGCGAUCACUCGAACACGAACAGAUCGAUUCUAUCGCGCUUUUCCUUAUUGUUUGCGUUUCGGUUCAACUCGGUUAUAGGUUUUCAUCCGAUUACUGGUAGUGUUUUUUUUUCGAGCUUAUACUAUAUCUGUACAAAUAGCCGCGAAAUGGUUCAAUCAUAAUUGUUUCAGCGAACGUCUGGCGACGGUAGCGAAUAAACAUUUGUCAUCUGCAGUCCUAAACAAGCGAUAAAAUUUCCGCGAAAACAGAAACGAAAAACGAAAGGGAAAAAUGGGAAGUUUACUGUCGACCCACGGUCGAGCGGAUCGAAACGAGCAGCCCGCAGUGAUGGUAGAGGACGGUGUGGGGCAGCGAGAAGUACAUGGUACUGAUGCUGGUAGCAGUUCGGUUACCAUUUCCACCGGGGAAAAAAGUUGUGCAAUAGUAGGCGAUAAAUCAAAAACUCAAACGAUAAACAACGAAAAUGAAGCAGGAAGUCCUCAUGACGGCCCGUGCGGAGUUGGCCGCCGAUGUGAUGGUGGAGAAAAGUGUACUGAACUGGCAGAGUUUCGCGAAGAGUUAACCACAAAACGAGAAUUACGAAAAUCAAAAAUGGCGAAUAUCAAGCAUGAGCUGGAUCAGCUGAGAAGCAAUUUGGCCGAGGAAAAAGGGAAAAAUCGUGCUCUAAUACGGUACAUCCAGAGCCAGCAGCACACAAAGCAAACAACGGAACUAGUCACAGCAGCAGCUGUCGAUGAUUUGACUUUACCGGCUGCCAGCGAUGAUGGGACGCAGGCGAAAGCCGUGGAAAUGUCUCACGACGACAGUGAAAGCAACGUGGAAAAGCAUCUAGAACAAAGUGAUGAUUCUGAUUCUAGUACUCCGGCCCCCGCAAACACAACGGACGAUUUACGUCUCGGUCUGAAGAAAGAUCUGGCUGAGUCACAGCUGCAGCUUCAGAUCGCCAACGGGGAGAUUCUAACGCUGCAGAACGUGAUCCAUCAGUUACGGUCGCAGAUUCAAACCCUCCGGACGCCGUCUGCCGAAGAAGAAGCUGCCCAAGAGGAACGCAACAAGGAAUUUCGAAAAUUGAAAGCGGAUCUAGCCGAAUCUCAGUUUGAGCUACAGAUUUCAAAUGCCGAAGUGCUUGCCCUUCAAAGCGACAUCGGCCAGUUGAAAAAUCAAAUCAAAGGACUGAAGGACGUGAUCAAGGCCAGCAAGGAAAUCAUCGUCAUUCGGGAGGACCAGGUUGAGCAGCUGAAGGCGAAGCUGCGCCAGAUCGAAGACUCGCUGCAUGAACGUGAGUUGCAGAUAAUGUCCACUGAUUUGCGCCGGGAAUACGAACGACAAAUGAGCAAUAUCCGCAAUCUGCGUGAACUCUACGAGGAGCGGGAACGUGUCUCGCGGAUGGAACGCGACAAUCUGCUGCGACAGCUCGAGCUGCGCAAAAACGAUCUCGAAGCCGAACAGGAGAAAAACAAAAAUCUCGAAUCGCACGUCGCCGGCAUGCAAACCGAACUGGAAACCAUGAGGGCCGAGUUGGAUCAAACCAAAGAAAAGCUCACCCAAUCGAGCGCCGAGUCGAAGCAGCUGCAGGCCGAAAUGACCGUCGUAAAUCAGUUUAUUUCCAAGUUCCUGCUCGGUAUGAACCGUCAGCAAGCGACCAGCGGUGUCAAGUUGGACAAGUUGACCGAGGUGCUGGAGGAGAACCGAGCGCUGCUGAUCGAGAUGACCAAACAGGAAGCGGAAACGAUCGAUUUGGGAGCAUUUUUGCCACGCGCCCUGUACGACCUGAUUGCCGAGGUGGACCAGGAGGAGAAUGAACCGACGGGUGGAAUCGAUGGAAACGAUAAAACGACAGGAUCGGAUGGGGCCGGAGGAUGGCUCAGUGACGGACAGAAGGCUUCACCGGAGCAAAUUGCUGACAAAUUGCCAAAAGUGUGGCGAGUGUUGAUUGAGCUGGUGAAUCAUCAGGAACGCGCCGAGCAGGUUCCCUUCGUGGAAAACGGUGAAGGCGAGGACUGUCUAAAGUCGGAACUGAACACACACGGACAGAGCAAAAUGGUUGUCAGUGUUAGCAAGACGUAUCUCAAGUUGAAGGACCUCAUCCUCGAGAAGAAAUCGUUGAAAAAGGAAACCAAUCGGCUGAAAACGCUCAACACCCACCUGGAGCGCCGCCUGGAAACGCAGGAGAAACGUCUCAGUGCUGUAAGUUUGGAGUUGACCAAAACAUGGCACAUGGUUGGCAAAAUGCAACGCCAACACCGUCAGCUGCACACGCAGGAGCAAAUUUUACGCUAUCACCUGCAGCAAAAGCGACGGCUGCUCAGCGAACUGAAGGAAGAGCUGGAGUACUGCCGCCUGAAGUGGUCUGCGGCCCGGCAGAAGAAUAUCGAGUCCGAAGAUCAGUGGAGAAUCUUGAAAGCAGAGUUCGCAGCCCGUAAGAAGCAGGACUCGUUGAACAACUCCGGUGAAAGUGGAUACAGUGACGAACAGCCGACGGACGAUGAGGAUGAGGAUUACUCUAUGGGCGUCAAGCAGACGGCGAAACGUUCGCCGGAAUUUAGAAACAAUAGGUUCAAUUUUGAUCGCUGCAGGAGCGCUUCGUUAACGAAUAUCAUGCAGGUGUCCCUAGAAAUGAGGAAAUGUCACAGUGAAACGGACAUGAAGUCCCUGAGUAAUGUUGAGAGAGCUAAUGAAUUUUGCAACGAAAAAAUAGAAGAUCUACCGAUUUUUCCAGAAAACGACAUUACAGGUUCGGUGAAAAAAAGGUCCAAGCAAAAAACAAAGAAAAUUAAAGCAAAGAAAACCGGUCCCGAGACGGCAGAAGAGAUGUUUUUGAGACUUGCUGGUUUGACACCGGAAAGCAUUGAGGAGGAAGACGAAGAAAUAGAAGAUGACAUCAGUGAAGAUUCGGAAUGUUCAGAAAUCGAAAUGAUCGAGCAAAGAGAUUCGGAAGUCAUAGAGGUAGUUUCAAAAGAUCCGGAAUUGACCAGCGAAGAGUUGUUUAAUAUGAAACGUGAAGCUCGACUUAAACGAAUGGCUGAACUGAAUUCGAGACUGGAUAGUUAUUCGGCUCCGGGAUGUUCGAAAGACGUUGAAUCCGCUGCUCCCACCACGGAUUCGGUUGAAUUUGAACAACCAACGGCACUAUCUUCUACCGAGGAAGAAUACCUUAAACGGAGGGCCGCCCGGCUAGAGCGUUUGGAACGGGAAGCCAAAGAAUUUCACGACAAACUAUCUCGAACCGUUAAUCGCGGAAGUGAAAUUUCGGCACAGAUUGAUGAAAUUCAUAGUGGAUUCCUGGCAAGGCAGUCCGAAUCACCGUUGCCGGGAAACUCUGCCGAUACUAAAGCAACUACUUCGAAGGCAGAGGAAUCAGCCGAUUCGGGAAUACUGACAAAACGAGAACAGGAGUACACUCAAAACCGGUCCGAAAGGCUUCAGCAGCUAGAGAAACAAAGUCAAUCUCUCAUCAAUCAAAUGAAUCGAACCUUGAAGAAAGGAUCGAGAUUAACAACUCAACUCGAUUUGCUUCACUCUCGGUACGGCUCAAGUGAUGAAGCUCAGUCCGAAGCCACAAAACUCGAACCAGUGAUGGAACGCCUUGGAGAAAGUUCGACUAACUCUAUGCAGCCAGUCGAGCACACGAUUGUUCCACUGACAGCUUCGAUUGAGAACGUCAUGCUGAACAGUGCCAUUGUCAUACCCCCGAACGGACCGAUCGAACUGGUUCUCGUGUCCGACGAGGAAAUCCUCGAAGAGGUCGAAGAUCUUCUGCCAACUCCCAGCAAUGCUACCUCGAGCCAGGAAUCCGACGAAGAAUCAAACGGUGAAUCGGCAUCGCCCACCGGUGAAUGAGGUCAUCGGAGUGCCAUCUUCCGUUCGUACUAUAUCAUAAAAGACAUGUCCACCAGAAUGUCCUCAGAUAUCUUAUUUAUGUUUUUCGUAACGCGUACUCGUAGCGAAACUGUUUCUGUGUUAAUAAUGUAUCUUUCGAAUAUUUAAGCCUGCAUAAAUAUAUACUUUCGUGGUCUUUUAGAA
This is a messenger RNA of Malaya genurostris, 4039 nucleotides long. Its product is annotated as putative leucine-rich repeat-containing protein DDB_G0290503. Bases 287 to 3856 code for a protein of 1189 amino acids. Lineage: Eukaryota; Metazoa; Arthropoda; Insecta; Diptera; Culicidae. The transcript has 6 exons. The record is from RefSeq and is a predicted model, not a curated record.